AUGUCCGCAGGCUACAAGAUCCGAAUUGUCAACGAGGUCGUUCGGCGCCUCUGGGAUCAGGACCCUGAGACUGCUGUCACUCUGAAGGUAAGUCUUGCGGAGAUGUGGCAUGCCGGUUUGUCUACCAGCGCUAACAAGCUUGCUCCUCAACAGCGUUACAUGAGCGAGACCGACUACAUCAAGGACACCAUGCUUGCCGUCGUUAAGGACAUUGGCUAUGCCAUGAACGAACUGGACCUUCGUGACGAGAAGGCUAUCGCCUUCAAUCGCUGUAAGUUUGAUCUUGCCCGCGCUGUCGACGAGCACAACCGUCUCACCCGCGAUGGCUACGAGCAGACCUUCCGUCCUCGUCUCAACUGCAUUGUCCAGGGCCUCAAGCUUGUUGACGAAGACGGCAAGGCCAAGAAGGGCAAUGAGCCCAUGAUGGAAGUGACUCUUCGUUUCCCGGCUCGUGAGUACAACGACAGUCCUCACAGCCUGACUCCCGGCAAGGGCAAUGUCUACCUCAUGAUGAAGGAGCUUUGA
Fusarium venenatum is the source of this 525-nucleotide messenger RNA. The record is from RefSeq and is a predicted model, not a curated record. Lineage: Eukaryota; Fungi; Ascomycota; Sordariomycetes; Hypocreales; Nectriaceae.